AUGCAGCGUUUUUUAGCAGAAGAUAAUAAAAAUAAUUUUCAUAAGAAAUCAAAGAAAUUAAAAAAUCAUGUUGAAAAAUCAAUUGAUCAAACAUUAGAUUAUUCUUCGAAUUAUUUCGAAGAAACAUCAAUGAAUCCAUUGAAUGAUCAAUCAUCAACUUAUAAUAUUCUUGACCAAUCAAUGAAUGACGGAGAUCCAUUAUCUAACUCUGAUAAUGAAACUCAUUCACAUUUAUUACCAAACGAUAAUCAAAUAUCAAAUACUGAUCAUCAAUCCAAGGCACAACGUCAACUUGAUGAAGAAGAUAUUCCGCCAGCUGAUAUGAAACUUAAUGAAAUACCAGUUCAGAAUGAUAAUAAUAAUAAAAACAAUGAUGAUGAUAGGUUAACUAUCGGUUUACAAUCAAAUUCAGCUGAUAAUUUCAGUUCUACAAAACAUGAAGCAUCGUUUGAAAAUCAUUCUAUUCAAGAUGAAUCAACAAUUGAUCAAACAGAAACUUCUUCGACAGAAUCAAAAUCGAGUUCUGAUGAGAAUAAUUCUUCAAUUGAAUACGAAAAAUGA
Messenger RNA from Rotaria socialis, 561 nucleotides. NCBI's taxonomy places the organism in Eukaryota, Metazoa, Rotifera, Eurotatoria, Philodinida, Philodinidae. The record is from the annotation of a GenBank genome assembly.